UGUAAGAAAAUGGAAGAAGGAAGUAAUCCGCCACCUUCGUUUGGAAGCGGUCAACAGCGACCUCAGCAUCCCAGACCGUUUUUCUACGUCCAGCCUCCUUCACAACCUUAUUAUUUCUACCAGCACUGGCAGCUCAACAACCCAUACGCCCCCUACGGUCUGCCUGGAGGUUUUAACAUUGGUCGUCCCUGUGUACACCCAUACCAGUUGAUGCAGUAUCCUGGGUUUGUUUUCCCACAUGCCCCACUAUAUCCGAUGGAUUACAGGCGAAUGUUUGAACCUCGUUUCCACUCUCCUACCUGGAAUGAAAACCCUCGACAGCAGCAUCACUCCCAGGCUCAAGGGCGUCCAGAGAUGGCUUGCUCAGAGGCUCAAACUGACCCGAGUGAUGCCAUAACCAAGCUCAUCCAAUGCCUCAAUAAAAUUAGAGUAGGUGAGCUUCAAGGCAUGGAGAGGGAGCUGGACUCAGGUGUUGCCUCCCAAUCCUCGGAAAUGAUUUCUCCAGAAGAGAAGAAAAGUGAAGAACAGAGCGUGGCUCACAUCUUGCCUUCAUUGUCUGAGGACAGCCACUUGGAAUCCUCAGCUGUGACGUUCAGUGGUUCCACAACAGCGGUGUAUGACGGUGAGUCCAGCCAAAGGAGUUUGGAGGCUCUUAGCUCUCAUGAGUGUUGGUCAGGAGGAUUUGAUGAGGUGUUGCCCCUCGACAGCUCUUCUGUUCAUGAAGAGUGUCCUGGUAUUGAACAAGCAGGGUAUGAACAGUUCCUUCCUUGCUGCUCUCCUGAGAAAGCUGAUGCCAUGGAUAUCCAGCCAGAUAUCUCUGUAAUAGAAUCCAGUGUUGCCAAAUGUAGCACGGAGCUCAGGAAGCAGAGGCUGGAUCCUUUCCUGUCAACACAGUCAUUGGUGCCUUCAUUACCCUGCAGUCAAACAGACAAGGAUGACAAAACUGGGGUGCAAAGCCUAAGGACAGAACAUCAAGAGGCAUCCUGGGAUGAAGUGAGCACAGAUCCCUGUUAUCAGAUCCUCAAGCUGCCUUUUGAGUGUAUUCUGACAGCUGGAGCUUCCCAAGCUGGUGGGCUUUCUUCUCCAACAGCUCCUUACUGUUACAGCUGUCUGCCCAUGCAGACUACUCACGAGCGGCUGAGUGUUCUUAGUCCGUCUCUGGAUGAACUUUCUUCCAGAGAUGAAAUGUUCUCCACUGAUCUGGAAGACAUGGAUUUCUUCCCAAAACAUGUGUAUGCAGGCCGGAGGCUUGCAGAGGAUGCCGGCAGGUCCCCUCAACCUACUGAGGAGGUUGAAGUGUGGCCAGUAGGUUCAAAGAGGUUCAUGUGCGCCUGCUGUGGGAAAAACUUGUCGAAAGGGCCCAGUCGCAUUAAAGUGCACAACACGAAGGUGUACAGGAAUGAAGAUGCGGACUCUGAAGAGGAAGGUCGAUAUGGUCAAAGCAGUGAGCUGCCAAUCAGAGUGGUUGUGAGGAAGCAUUCUGCACCUCGGAGGCUUCAUGCGCUACCACAGAGGCAUGCGCCUAAACCUUCAUAUAAAAAAGGCCAGUAUAAAGAGCUCUCAGAUCCAGUUGAUCAGGAAGAAGUACACAGCCUCUAUAAGCAAGACCAAGAUCCAGGUGACGGGGAGAUUGUGGAGAUAACUGGCAAUGAGCUGCAAUGCAGAACGUGCCAUGACAGAUUCUGCAGAGAAGACAUGACCACAUCAGACCAAAGCAGGUGGGGGGAAGGUGACGUGAUUUCCAGGAGGAGACAGUCGACCCUUCUUCAAAGACGAGAGAGGAGUGCUCAACGGAAAGUGAUGUACCACAGGAUACGAGAUGAAGGAAUAGAAGAUGAUGAGCUACCAACUUUACACUGGGACAGAGGUUCUACAGUCAGAGGAGAACCAAGAUGUUGAUGUCGCAUCACUGACUUCUGAACAAUUUUGAGCUGU
Messenger RNA from Thalassophryne amazonica, 1935 nucleotides. It is a transcript of the gene buc, whose product is annotated as bucky ball. Lineage: Eukaryota; Metazoa; Chordata; Actinopteri; Batrachoidiformes; Batrachoididae. The transcript has 6 exons. The record is from RefSeq and is a predicted model, not a curated record. Bases 10 to 1899 code for a protein of 629 amino acids.